Helicoverpa armigera (cotton bollworm) is the source of this 1637-nucleotide messenger RNA. RefSeq names its product neuropeptides capa receptor (gene NGR-A27). The coding region runs from base 44 to 1447 and encodes 467 amino acids. NCBI's taxonomy places the organism in Eukaryota, Metazoa, Arthropoda, Insecta, Lepidoptera, Noctuidae. Gene Ontology annotation, biological process: neuropeptide signaling pathway. Gene Ontology annotation, cellular component: plasma membrane. The record is from RefSeq and is a predicted model, not a curated record. Gene Ontology annotation, molecular function: neuromedin U receptor activity. The transcript has 7 exons.
GAAUUUAAUAAAAAAAAUGACAUAAAAGUUAAAAAAAAACAAAAUGGCCGAAUUUUUCCGCGUCAACGAGACGACCAGUCAAUUCUUCCAGCGAUGCACGAACCUAUCGCACUUCGACUGCUCGGAGGAGGAGAUGCUUUGGCUGAUGAUGGGGCCCAGGACCUUACCUCUUCAGAAGAUAGUGCCCAUAUCUGUGUUACUACUGGUGAUAUUCCUGACUGGCGUGGUGGGGAAUGUGGCAGUCUGCGUGGUGAUAGUGAAACACCCGGCCAUGCAUACUGCGACCAAUUAUUACUUGUUCAGUUUGGCGUUGAGUGAUCUGCUGUUACUGCUUUUUGGUCUGCCAAACGACCUGUCAGUAUCGUGGCACCAGUACCCAUACAGUCUCGGCAUCGUCUUCUGCAAGCUACGAGCACUUAUCUCCGAAGCAGCAUCGUACGUGUCAGUGCUGACGAUAGUGGCUUUCUCCCUGGAGCGCUACUUAGCCAUCUGCCACCCUCUCCACUUGUAUGCCAUGGCUGGUCUCCGGCGCGCACUGAGGAUCGUGGCUGCACUGUGGCUGGUCUCCUUGCUGGCAGCCUCUCCCUUCGCGCUCUAUACUACCGUCAGCUAUCAUGAUUAUCCACCAGGUUCUGGCAACGCGUCCCUGGAGUCAGCUUUUUGCGCGAUGCUGGAGAUGCCGUCCUGGUACCUCUGCGAGCUGAGCAGCCUGCUGUUCUUCAUCCUGCCAGGAGUCAUCAUCCUGUGCCUCUACGUGCGCAUGGGGCUCAGAAUUAGGUACGUUAUGGGAACAACGCACGCGAGUAAGCCCGGGAGCCCUGGUACUCUCAACGGCGUGAAUGGCAGCGUGCACGGGGAGGCGCGGCAGGCGCAGUCUAAGAAGACAAUCAUCAGGAUGUUGGCGGCGGUAGUGGUAGCAUUCUUCGUAUGCUGGGCACCAUUCCACUUCCAGCGUCUAUUCUACAUCUACGGCGCGUCAAGCCGUCACUACCACACCAUCAAUGAGUACCUGUUCUACGUGGCUGGUGCCUUCUACUAUAUAUCGGCGACUGUCAACCCGAUACUGUAUAAUGUUAUGAGUCAUAGGUACCGCAUAGCCUUCACGGAAACCCUCUGCUGCGGCAAAGUCGGCAGAAAGAAGAGUAGGUGUCGAGAACACUCCAGCAUUCGAGAGACCAUGGUCAACCAUACCUCUGACGGCACUCACCUCGUCAGGGUCCGCUCCGAGAUCCAGGACAAGAGGAACCGCCUCGACAGGAGAAGCAGAAGGUGCAGCUACUAUGGAACCGAGACCACCAGCCUCUGCAGCGAGAAGUGGAGACAGGAUACUCCUAAGAAGAUGAACAGCAUACUGAUAAAUGACAGGAACAGUGUGACGUCGUCUCUAUGUAAUAAUAAUGAUAGUCAUUUGUACAGUGACUUUAAAAUGGAUGGUGAUGUCACUUAAGUUUUAAAUAAUGUAAGUAUGUGCGUAAGGUCUAAGUUUCUAAGCCACUGGAUUAACUUUUGUAUGAUGUAAGUACCAGUGAAUAUAUUGUGAUAAAUAUUUAGGUGUAUACGUAAUUUAUUUUAGGUUUAUAAGUUAAGAUACGCUUGAUUUUUUAUGGUUACACGCGAAAAGUUCUAUGUGUAAAUCC